AUGACUGAUCACUUACAGCAAAUAUGUAGAUUCCAGCCCUUAGCUCUUGAAUUACGUAGUAGAUCACGAGACAAACGUCCAACUUUUGAUAAAAUUUUCGGUGUUCUCAAUAUGAUGUCCGAAACAACUAUUGAAUUCAUAACCAAUGAUGUUACUGAUACUCAAUUGACACCUACAUUAGUUAGUUCCGUUGUUGAAAUAAAUCAAGAUUCUAAAUCUAUCAAAGAGGACGAUGUUUAUGGAGAUUUAAUGAUUUAUUGA
Dentiscutata erythropus is the source of this 261-nucleotide messenger RNA. The record is from the annotation of a GenBank genome assembly. NCBI's taxonomy places the organism in Eukaryota, Fungi, Glomeromycota, Glomeromycetes, Diversisporales, Gigasporaceae.